Paralichthys olivaceus (Japanese flounder) is the source of this 2042-nucleotide messenger RNA. It is a transcript of the gene grik6, whose product is annotated as glutamate receptor U1. NCBI's taxonomy places the organism in Eukaryota, Metazoa, Chordata, Actinopteri, Pleuronectiformes, Paralichthyidae. The record is from RefSeq and is a predicted model, not a curated record. Gene Ontology annotation, cellular component: presynaptic membrane; plasma membrane; kainate selective glutamate receptor complex. Gene Ontology annotation, biological process: modulation of chemical synaptic transmission; monoatomic ion transport; synaptic transmission, glutamatergic. Gene Ontology annotation, molecular function: kainate selective glutamate receptor activity; transmitter-gated monoatomic ion channel activity involved in regulation of postsynaptic membrane potential.
CUUAGUUGGUCAUCUUUACACAUUUGAAUGUGAAAACCUUCUCAUCACGCUGCAUCGCUCACUGGGGUCAGUCUGAAGCCUGACGUGCCAAUCCAGCAGUCACAUCUUGGACUCUCGUCAGGCAGCAAAUCAGCACAGACAAGAUGCUCUUUGGGUUCUUUGUGUUGUCUUGUGGGUUUUUCAUGGACAUGGGAUUGUGCACUGCAGUGCCAACAGAGCUGAGAAUCACAACAAUAAAGCAAGAGCCAUAUACAGUUUCCAAGGGCUCUCAACUGGAAGGCUUUUGUAUGGACCUGCUGUCUGAAGUAGCCAAGAAACUGGGCCUCAAGUACAGAGUGCAGCUGGUGAAAGAUAGUUCGUAUGGCCGGCAGGAUGACAACGGCAACUGGAAUGGGAUGAUUGGAGAGGUGGUGAGAGGGGAAGCAGAUCUUGCAAUCGCUCCACUAACUCUCACUGCAGCUCGAGAGAAAGCUGUGGGCAUGACCAAACCAUUCAUGCAGACAGGAAUCAGCAUCCUACUGAGGAAGGACAUCUCAGAGGAAUCCGGCAUCUUCGAUUUCCUUUCACCCUUUACGGCUGAGACCUGGAUUGGCAUCCUCAUUGCCUAUCUGGGGACAGCUGCAAGCAUCUUUAUAGUCACCAGACUCAGUCCAUGUGAGUGGAGUCAGCCUCAGACUGAAGAGAACAGAUUCAGCCUCCUCCACAGUCUGUGGUACACAGCUGGAGCUCUGACUCUUCAAGGCGUUGGUCCUCACCCCAGAGCUUUGUCAGGGCGUGUUGUCUGCUGCAGCUGGUGGUUAUUCACUGUCGUCCUCCUGGCUUGUUAUUUCUCCAACCUCAGCUCCUCUAAGAGCCAGGAGUCCCCUCAGCUGAUGGUGAAGGGGUUUGAGGACUUGGCCAAUCAGGACACAACAGAGUAUGGCUGCCUGGCUGGAUCGUCCACCCUUGCCUUCUUUAAGAAUUCAAACAACCCAGUGUAUCGUCGAAUCUAUGAGCACAUGGAGAGAACAAAGAGCUUUGUGUCAUCAAUGGACGAAGGGGUCCGGCGAGCAAAAAAGGGCAACUUUGCUUUUAUCGGAGAGUCUGUCUCCCUGGACUUGGCAGUAGCACGGCAUUGCGAACUGGUCAGAGCUCAUGAAAUCAUCGGGAUGAGAGGAUACAGCAUUGCUACGUCUCUUGGUUCCCCCUUGAUAAAGAACCUCAGUGUAGCCAUCCUUCAAUUGAGUGAGGCUGGAGAGCUGGCUUACCUGCAAAGCAAGUGGUGGGCCAGCAGUUGCAUCGCAGACAAGGCCAAGUCUUCAGCCGUUCACCUGCACAGCCUCAAGGGGAUGUUCCUGGUUCUUUCUCUGGGCUUGGGGUUAGGAGCACUGCUGGCCAUCCAAGAGCUCACAUCCAAGAGUCGCAGGAGUGCAGGGGAGCAGAGGAAGUCCUGCUGCACUGUGCUGAAUGAAGAACUGCGUCUGCGCUUGAGGACAAUCAAUGCAAACACACCCCAGGAAAAUGUAGAGAAGGACAAAGAAAAAGCAUAGACAUUAUGUUGAUGUCAGAAAUUUGUUUUAAGGACAGCAACAAAACUUUGAUUCUGUCCUCUAACUUGUGUGAUUUAUUUUUCACAAUUAAUUCCAAUAUUUAACAGAAACCUGAUUUAUUUACAUUAAUCAUAACAUCAAUUUAACAUUGGGUUUUGAACUUCAUAACCUUUACAACAACAAAAAAAUCUCUUUAUUAAAAAAAAUUAAACUUUAUUAAAUAAUCAGUUUAUUGAAAUUAGUACAAAUGCUACAGUUUGAAUGAAAAAGCAAACAUAGUUUAAAUUCUAUGAAAACACUUGUUGAAAUGAUCUAUGUUUAUGCUUGAAAAAAUGACUAACAGUGAUCAUGUGUUUCUAAGUAACCUCUUUAUGACUCAGUUGGCAAUGGCAUCAAAUGAAAUCAACAAACUAUUUUGAAAAAUGAUUACAUGCAUAAAACCUGUCUGUAAACAUGAACAGCAUGAAUACAACAGUGUGGAUUGUAAACAUCACAGCAGGCCUAAAAUAAUAA